GGUCUCUUUAAUGCGGUCCGCUGUGACGAAUGGACUAACAAUCCUGACAGACUGUGCUCGAGAGAUCUUCGAGGCGAGGGACAGCAUCAUGAGUGAGCGCUUCUAAUGGCGCUCAGUGGAUUUAAUCUUGAUCGCGGAGUGAAACGCGUCCCCGACACCCGGAUGUUGCGAAGAUGCGCUCAUCAGCAUCAGCAUCAUCACACACACUAGUCGAAACACGAUAGAUACGAUGGUUUAACGCAGCCACGUGAACUGGAAUAUAACAAAUAAUAAAACACUUUCAAUGUGGAGGGGAUGGACGAGCCAGAGGAACCGACUGAAGGGGCAAACUAUGCCAGUGGCAGCAGAGCCCCCGUCUCUAGUGAUGUCCCCCCCGUCUGGUCGGAAGUACCGCCGAUCACCAGCCAUCAUUCACCGGCCCAGUCUGCUGCGCUCUCCUGGCAGGCUGCGAUUAAUGCCACCAGACAGUCUCAGGGCACCCCCAAAACCAUGAACCUCUCCGCUGCUGCAAGCACUGCUCCGGCCGGCUCGCUCGCCCAGAGGAAACGCCAGCAAUAUGCCAAAAGCAAGAAACAGGGAAGCACCACUAGUAGCAGACCUCCAAGAGCACUUUUCUGCCUGACUCUCAAUAAUCCUGUGCGCAGAGCGUGCAUUAACCUAGUGGAGUGGAAACCUUUCGAUAUCUUUAUAUUGCUGUCAAUAUUUGCCAACUGUGUGGCCUUAGCUGUUUACAUCCCCUUCCCUGAAGAUGAUUCCAACUCAACUAAUCAUGAUUUGGAAACAGUAGAAUAUGCCUUCCUGAUCAUUUUCACGAUUGAAACCUUCCUCAAGAUAAUAGCUUAUGGACUUGUGAUGCACCAGAACUCAUAUGUGAGAAACGGCUGGAAUAUGCUGGAUUUUGUCAUCGUCAUAGUAGGUCUCUUCAGUGUCGUUCUGGAGCUGGUAACCAAAGAUCGAGAUGUCAGUGGGCAGUCAGGUGGCAAGCCGGGUGGGUUCGAUGUGAAGGCUUUACGAGCGUUUAGAGUUCUGCGGCCCCUUCGCCUGGUGUCAGGAGUGCCAAGCUUACAGGUAGUGCUGAACUCCAUCAUUAAAGCCAUGGUUCCUCUGCUGCACAUUGCUCUGCUUGUACUAUUCGUCAUCAUCAUCUAUGCCAUCAUCGGGCUGGAGCUGUUCAUUGGGAAGAUGCAUGCAACCUGCUAUCUGAACGGCACGCGUACAUUUGCAGAGGAGGAUCCAGCUCCCUGUUCUCUUUCUGGUCAUGGGAGACACUGCCCCCUCAAUGGCACUAUGUGUAGGGAUGGCUGGCAUGGACCCAACAAUGGCAUAACAAACUUUGACAACUUCCUGUUUGCCAUGCUGACUGUGUUCCAGUGUAUUACCAUGGAGGGCUGGACUGACGUGCUGUACUGGAUGAAUGAUGCUAUGGGCUCCGAGUUACCUUGGGUCUAUUUUGUCAGUCUGGUCAUUUUUGGCUCCUUCUUUGUCCUCAAUCUAGUAUUGGGUGUUCUAAGUGGAGAGUUCUCUAAGGAGCGUGAGAAGGCCAAGGCUCGUGGAGAUUUCCAGAAACUGCGUGAGAAGCAGCAGCUUGAGGAGGAUCUGAAGGGAUAUCUGGAUUGGAUCACACAAGCUGAGGACAUUGACCCUGAUAAUGAUGAGGAGGGAGAUCAAGAGGCAAAACGCAGCCGGGUGACGCUGGGCGAUCUCACCCACAGGAAGAACACGGGAAAUUCGGGCUGGUUCAGUCAGUCCACUGAGACUCAUGCAAGUAUCCCCACAAGUGAGACAGAGUCUGUGAACACAGAAAACCCAGGAGAAGAUGAGAAAGUCUGCUGUGGGCCCAUCUGUCAGAAAUUGACAAAGUCGAAGUUCAGCCGCUGGCGUUGCUGGAACAGGUUUUGUCGCCGGAAGUGCCGAGCUGUGGUGAAAUCCACCAUCUUCUAUUGGCUGGUGAUUCUGCUGGUGUUCCUCAAUACACUCACAAUAUCAUCUGAACAUUAUAACCAGCCUGACUGGCUCACGGAGGUCCAGGGUGUGGCUAAUAAGGUGUUGUUAGCCUUGUUCACAAGCGAGAUGCUGAUAAAAAUGUACAGUCUGGGGCUGCAGGCAUACUUUGUGUCACUUUUCAACCGCUUCGACUGCUUCGUAGUUUGCGGAGGCAUUGUGGAGACGAUCCUCGUGGAGAUUGAGAUCAUGUCUCCUCUCGGCAUCUCAGUGUUUCGCUGCGUCCGGCUCCUCAGGAUCUUUAAAGUCACACGUCACUGGGCAUCUCUGAGUAACUUGGUGGCAUCUCUUUUGAACUCCAUGAAGUCCAUUGCGUCCCUUCUGCUGUUGCUCUUCCUCUUCAUAAUCAUCUUCAGUUUGCUUGGCAUGCAGCUCUUUGGCGGAAAGUUUAACUUUGACGAGACUGUUACCAAACGAAGCACUUUUGACAACUUUCCUCAGGCCCUGCUUACUGUCUUUCAGAUCCUGACGGGUGAGGACUGGAAUACAGUGAUGUAUGAUGGGAUCAUGGCGUAUGGAGGCCCCUCCUCCUCAGGCAUGCUCGUGUGCAUCUACUUCAUCAUCCUCUUCAUCUGUGGAAACUACAUCUUACUGAACGUCUUCUUGGCCAUUGCUGUGGAUAACCUGGCAGAUGCUGAAAGUCUGAACUCGGCACAGAAAGAGGAAGAGAAGAGGAACAAGAGGAAGAGAAGCAGGAGUAUGAGCAUAUACAAGAGAGAUGGUGACGAUGGAGACGUCAAGGCAUCUGGUGAUCAGGAGGGUGAUCAGAAUCAGACAGAGGACAUGAUUGACUCCUCAGAGGAGGAUGAGGAAGACGAGCCCGAGGUACCAUCAGGCCCGCGGCCGCCGAGGCUGUCAGAGCUGAGCCUCAGAGAAAAGAUGCCCCCCAUCCCAGAGGGCAGCGCCUUCUUCAUCUUUAGCAACACCAACCCGAUCCGUGUGGCAUGCCAUCGGCUCAUCAAUCAUCAGAUCUUCACCAACCUCAUCCUCAUCUUCAUCAUGCUGAGCUCCGUCUCGCUGGCAGCCGAGGACCCCAUCCGUAACUUCUCCGCCCGAAACAUUGUUCUUGGUUAUUUUGACUAUGCCUUCACUGCUAUAUUUACAGUGGAGAUCUUGUUGAAGAUGACUGCGUUUGGUGCUUUCCUUCACAAAGGAGCUUUCUGCAGAAAUUACUUUAAUUUGCUGGAUCUGCUGGUGGUGGGAGUCUCCCUCGUUUCCUUCGGCAUACAAUCAUCAGCCAUUUCAGUGGUGAAGAUCUUGAGGAUUCUGCGUGUGCUUCGACCUCUGAGAGCCAUCAACAGAGCCAAAGGACUCAAACAUGUGGUUCAGUGUGUGUUUGUGGCCAUCAGGACGAUUGGGAACAUCAUGAUUGUUACCACACUUCUUCAGUUCAUGUUUUCCUGUAUCGGUGUGCAGCUGUUUAAGGGGAAGUUCUACCGCUGUUCUGAUGAUGCAAAGACCAGUCCUGAGGACUGCAAAGGGACGUAUAUCGUGUACAGUAUUGGUGAGACGGCACUGCCACAAAUGCGUGAGAGGAUCUGGUACAACAGUGACUUUAACUUUGAUAAUGUGCUGAUGGCUAUGAUGGCCCUCUUCACCGUCUCAACGUUUGAGGGCUGGCCAGCCCUGCUGUACAAGGCCAUCGACUCAAACAAGGAAAACAUGGGUCCCAUUUACAACUACCGUGUGGAGAUCUCCAUCUUCUUCAUCAUCUACAUCAUCGUCAUCGCCUUCUUCAUGAUGAACAUUUUUGUGGGUUUUGUCAUUGUCACGUUUCAGGAGCAGGGCGAGAAAGAGUACAAGAACUGUGAACUGGAUAAGAACCAGCGCCAGUGUGUGGAGUACGCUCUGAAAGCCCGUCCGCUGAGGAGAUACAUCCCUAAAAACCCAUACCAGUAUAAGUUCUGGUAUGUGGUGAAUUCCACGGGCUUUGAGUAUGUAAUGUUUGUGCUCAUCGUUCUCAACACACUGUGUCUGGCCAUUCAGCAUCACGGCCAGUCACGUCUUUUCAAUUAUGGGAUGGACAUUUUGAACAUGGUGUUCACGGGUGUCUUUGCAGUCGAAAUGAUUCUCAAACUGGUUGCCUUCAAACCAAAGGGUUAUUGUGUGGACCCCUGGAAUGGGUUUGAUGCUCUGGUGGUGAUUGGCAGCGUAGUAGACAUCAUUCUGAGUCAGCACUAUUUUGCCGAUGCAUGGAACACGUUUGAUGCCUUAAUUGUUGUUGGUAGCAUCGUUGACAUUGCAAUCACGGAGAUCAAUAACACUGAAGGCAGUGCAAGAAUUUCCAUCACAUUCUUUCGUCUGUUUCGUGUAAUGCGCUUAGUGAAGUUGUUGAGCAGAGGAGAGGGCAUUCGCACGCUCCUGUGGACCUUCAUCAAAUCAUUUCAGGCUCUUCCAUAUGUGGCUCUGCUUAUUGCCAUGUUAUUCUUCAUCUAUGGUGUCAUUGGAAUGCAGGUGUUCGGGAAGAUUGCCAUGGUGGAUGGAACCAGUAUUAAUCGUAACAAUAAUUUCCAGACCUUUCCACAAGCUGUGCUCCUGCUAUUCAGAUGUGCGACGGGUGAGGCAUGGCAGCAGAUCAUGUUGGCGUGUUUGCCUGGCAAACAGUGUGACUCUGAGUCCGAAUAUAACCCUGGAGAGGAGAAAACCUGUGGCAGCAACUUUGCUAUCCUCUACUUCAUCAGCUUCUACAUGCUCUGCGCUUUUCUGAUCAUUAAUCUGUUUGUCGCUGUCAUCAUGGACAACUUUGACUACCUGACGCGUGAUUGGUCAAUUCUUGGACCACAUCAUUUAGAUGAAUUUAAGAGGAUCUGGUCGGAAUAUGAUCCUGAGGCCAAGGGCCGUAUAAAACACUUAGAUGUGGUGACAUUACUGCGCAGGAUUCAACCACCUCUGGGCUUUGGCAAGCUGUGUCCUCAUAGAGUGGCUUGCAAGAGGUUGGUUGCUAUGAACAUGCCACUUAACAGUGACGGUACAGUCAUGUUCAAUGCAACCCUGUUCGCUCUGGUCAGAACUGCUCUGAAAAUCAAGACUGAAGGGAAUCUGGAACAAGCCAAUGAGGAGUUAAGAGCUGUCAUCAAGAAGAUCUGGAAGAGAACUAGCAUGAAACUCCUGGACCAAGUAGUGCCACCUGCUGGAGAUGAUGACAUCACUGUGGGGAAGUUCUAUGCAACUUUCCUGAUACAAGACUACUUCAGGAAAUUCAGGAAACGCAAAGAGCAAGGUCUUGUGGGAUGCCAACCCUAUUUAAACAGCACUACCGCCCUGCAGGCUGGUCUGCGCACACUGCAUGAUAUCGGCCCUGAGAUCCGUCGAGCCAUAUCAUGUGAUCUACAGGAUGAAGGUCUAGUAGACAUCAACCUCCAUGAGGAGGAAGAGAUAUACGAGAGGAAUGGGGUUGUGUUUGGGAAUCAUGUGAGUGGAGAUCAGUACGGCAGCGUCACACAGCGUCCUCUGCAGCUCCCGCUUACUCUGUGCUCCUCCCAAAAUUACUGUCCGUCCAUGUCAGACAAAUCAUCCAACUCCAAUAUCAACAAUGCCAACGUGCCAGCGGUCACUGCCUUUCCCAACGGCUGGCACAGACGCUGCCGGCGGCUCUCUGGGACCCUGGUGUCCUCUCUGAACUCCUACCUCAACCUCAGGAGUGAUGGAGAACUACAGCUCAGGACUCACUCCAGAAGGCCAAGCAUCAGUGCUGUUGGAUAUCCCAUCAUCCACGUGGAGAACUCCACCCUUGGUGACAUCAGUGAUGAUGACAGGAACUCUGGGGAGUAUUUCAGCGGAGACGAGUUUAACGAAGAUGAUGUCAUGCUGGCUACAGACAGGUCAUACUUUCAGGACACUUUGAGUGAUGGUGCUCCAGCUGGACAGCAGGAUGCGUGUGAAUGUGUCUGUGAUGAUGGUGAGCAGCUCAUAUCCCAGCAGCCCCAGAGGUCCUCGAAACGACUCCUGCUGUCCACAGCUCAAUCCUCUCACAAACCCGCUUUCCAUUUUGAGUGUCUGCGCAAACAGAACAGCCAAGAUGAGAUUCCCCUGCAUCCAUCGGUCCUGCCGCAGCAUCAGGUGAAGACGGCGACUGGACAAGAAUCGAGUAGAACACGACUCUCUCCGACUCGCUCCAUCCGCUCCUGGGUCACGCCUCCAGCCACGCCUCCACCCUACACUCCUCUGAUUCAGACCACGGUCAGCGCUAGCAGCACUCCGGGAUUGGUUCACAGGGGCUUCUGGAAUUCCCAGCAGGCCUCUGAUUGGUCGACACGUUCUCCCUCCCCCUCGCUCCUCAAGGUCCCCCCCCGACUGAGCGGCCAUCACCUGCAGCAGCGGAGCAGCGCUCAAAGCCUGGUGGAAGCCGUGAUGAUAUCUGGUGGAUUGGGCAAAUAUGCCAAGGAUCCAAAGUUUGUGACGGUGACAAAACAUGAGAUCGCAGAUGCUUGCGACAUGACAAUUGAUGAGAUGGAAAGUGCUGCUAGUAAUUUACUGAAUGUGACGCUAGGCCAUGGGCCAGAGGCAGACGAGGUGGGCCUGUGUCAGAACAAUCUCCGUGACUACAGCGAUGAGGAUACGGACACAAGCAAUAAACGCGAGGAGGAUCUGGCAGACGAAAUGAUCUACGUCUCAGUAUUAUAAUAAAGAGUUCAAAAUGCCCCAGCAAAACUAAACAAUGUAGAAAAUUCAUGAAUGAGGUAAUUGUGCCUUUAAACAGGAGUGUCACGGAGAGAUCUGCUGGAUUACAUGGACCAACAGAUUUGGACUUUUUUCAUUUAGUAAGCAAACCUUUUGAUAUCUUGGGAAAUUUCCAGCAAGAUCCAAAUGUGAUGGCAUUGCUGACCAAAGUGUUUUCCUCUGAAUCUAUGCAUGUGCUGGACCUUUGAAGAACCCUAACCAACUUACCCGCCAAAGUCCAAAUGGUCAAAAGUACCAAACGGCAUUUCUUCAGACCCAUUCAAGACACUUUCACUAUUUGAGUCAAGAGUUUAAUUUACACAUACAAGGCAAUUACAAUGGUAAAAACUUUACAAGGAUACCUCCUAGCUGGGAAAUUGAACUACAUAUAUUUUAAAUCUUUCAAAUUAAAAUUUUUCCAGUUUUUCCACAUUCAAAGUGUCUAAGUUGGUGACAUUUGCCAUCUUUGACUUAAAAUCUGCUGCAUCACAUCUUUGUGUGGCAUACACAAAUGUAAAUUUAAAUUAUGCACAAAUGAUAUAGACUUUGAACUUAAAGAGCUCUGACAUCAUUUGUGUUUCAGAUAGAAAGAAAAAAGUUGGAAACAAGGUGAGUGAAUAAUUUUUGGGUUAACAUAAAUGGAAAGGUAAAUUAUCCAUACCCCCAUUUUCACUUGAUGAAAUAAUGCAAGAUGCCAGUUUUGGUGGUGGAAGAAGAGUACAUUUCUGAUAUUUCCCUACACUGGUCUGUUGAGUAGAUAUGGCUGUAAAAUGCACAAACUAAGGCAUUUAAAUAAUCACUAAUUACACUGUAGGUCAAUAUAAUAUGAAACCCUUCAUGUUCAAAUAUUACUGCAUCACAGACUCACCAUUUUAAGUGGACACAUACUGUAGAUUUCAGGUACUCAAACUGAUCUUACAAAGGGCUUUACUCAGCAGUACCGUCCAAAAGCUGUUUCUGCUUCCUUUAGCGGGAGCCAAUCUCACUGCCAUCUGACUCUCUGAACUCUCAGAAACAGCAGCUUCUUUCUCUAGGAGUAGUUACAAAACAUAUCAAAACUAUGAACGCUUGAGUUGUAGAGUCUGCCUGAUUGUGCUUUACUAUUAGUGUGAGCAUAUCUGCCUCGAUGCUGAUCAAACUGCUUUGGUCCUCUAGUCCCUUCAGCUGGUCAGACAACAAAUUAUUUUUAUUUUCAGUGUUAAUCUGUCUCAUUGGUUCUUUAAUUGAUGAUGAGGUCUGUGUCAUACACACCCAAUGACAUUUGGGCUUGUAUAAAUUAAAUAAAUAGCUCACCCAAAAUAUAUUUUCAGCAAGUUCGGUCCAAACCUUUAUAGAUACUCAUGUUCGUGAUUCAAAAAGAACCAGUGGUAUAAAAGUAUUAUGAAAAUGGUCCACACAGGUUGUGUGCUAUAUUGUUGUGGCUCAACAGCGUUGAACAAGGAACAUGCCAACGUCAGUAGGCCAUUUGAUGGAAUCAUAACAUCAGCCCAAGCCUAGACACUCCAGCGGUGUUCAUGAAUGUGCGAUUUGUCAACAAAUCCUUUGGUCAGAAUGAUUUGCUAAUCGCUCGGGCUGAACUACUUUUAUAAUCUUUUUUUAAGCUUAAAGGCAGAUGUGACAUCAUAUAGGUUAAGAGAGUAAAUGAUGACAGAAUGUUGAUUUUUGAGUCUGUAAAGAAUAACGGGUAAUUUAGCACAUGUUGUGUCUAAACUACUGUAUGUUUGUCUUUGUGAUGUUAAACUGUUUGAUGUAAACCACCAACCUUUCCUUUCUAAAUUUAGCACUUAGAAUAACUCUCAACUGCCUUCAUCUUUAAUGUCUAGUUAUCUUAAAAGUGAUAAUCUAUUUUUAACAAAAUGUCUGAUUACAAAGGCUUUAAAGUUUUGUAUGUUGAAUGAAUGGAUAAAUUAUGUCAGUGUUUUAAUAGAGAAGCAAAACUGAUUUCGUUUCAUUUUGAAGGAACAUAUGUCUGUAUGGUUUCUGUCGUAGUUUGAGAAUUAUCCAGGCAUGAACUAAAACAAUUAUAUUCAUUUUUUUAAAAUGGUAUUUUACCUAUAAUCAAAUGCAAAUAUGCAUCAUAAGAUUGUGUGUAGAUUACUGGCAUUAUUGCAAUGAAGUGAAGGUCAUU
Molecule: messenger RNA, 8788 nt
Organism: Carassius carassius (crucian carp)
Lineage: Eukaryota; Metazoa; Chordata; Actinopteri; Cypriniformes; Cyprinidae
Gene: cacna1db
Product: calcium channel, voltage-dependent, L type, alpha 1D subunit, b
Exons: 48
Coding region: 295-6624 (2109 amino acids)
Biological process (GO): calcium ion import across plasma membrane
Cellular component (GO): voltage-gated calcium channel complex; membrane
Molecular function (GO): high voltage-gated calcium channel activity
Source: RefSeq, a predicted model, not a curated record